Messenger RNA from Nicotiana attenuata, 595 nucleotides. RefSeq lists its product as uncharacterized. Lineage: Eukaryota; Viridiplantae; Streptophyta; Magnoliopsida; Solanales; Solanaceae. The transcript is spliced from 3 exons. The record is from RefSeq and is a predicted model, not a curated record. The coding region runs from base 106 to 387 and encodes 93 amino acids.
AUAAAAAUGCAUAUUCUAAUAGAAGGUCCUCGAGCAUUCUCAAACUUCGUGAUCAGAAAACCACGUCCUCUCUAUUUCGAAAGGUAAGAGCUUAGGAUCAACGAUAUGGCAGCAGAAAACGUCCAAAAUGAGAAGACACCUUCCCCUGUUACUCCAAAUCCAGCCAUGACUUCAUGUAGAAAGAAGAAGAACGAAGAAGCGACUUUUCUGGAAGAUAUCAAGGAUCACAUUGAUGAAUUCAUCCAUGCUUCCAUGGAUGAACACAAAACCUGCUUCAAGAAGACCAUCCAAAAGAUGUUCGGCAUGUCAAAAGUUGUUGCAGAGAGGAAUGCCAAGGCUAAAGAGGUUGAAAGUUCUCUGCCCCUGCAAACAACAUUGGCCGAGUAGGAUAUUCGGCACCUCUUGAUAUGAUGAACUAUAGUAUUAAAAGGGUAGAAAAAGAAUGAGAUAUGACAAUUCACUAUGCUGUCAGUAUUUUAGUAUGUUGGAUGCUUUUGACUUGUAAAUUUCACUUUCUUAUUUCCAGUGUCUAUUUUAGUAUAAGAAUGGUUUUGUGGAACUUGGAUUGAUUUCAUUGCACUGGAGUUCUGCUCUU